CGCCGGCCGCCAGGAGGGUGGUGGCUGUGGGUAGCGGCAGCGGAACCACCAGGGGCGGCUGCGAUCGCUUCCGGCGAGCUGAGAGGAUCCGGAGCCCAACAGCAGCAGCCUCUCCUCAGCAGGCUUAACUAGACCUCUUGCUCCCUCCCCCCGGCCAGGAGGAGCGCUGCCGACUCUGACUGACCAAGCUCGGGCUUAGAGUGAGGUGGGCUCGCCGUUUAACACCCACUACGCCGCCGCCGUGCCCAGCGACAUCUCCUUCUCUCACACCUGCGUCAUGAAGCAUCGCCUUCUCCCUUCACGGCGGUAGACCCUCGUCCUCCUCUUCCUUAACCCAUCACCGACCCCUCCCUCCUUUGGGGCGCCCCCUCCCCUUUAUUUGAACGUUAGACCUUUUCUCCAUCCCUCCCGCCCGCCGUGUGGGAUAGCCUGCCGCCCCCUCGUCCCGAUCAUGCCUAUGAACCCAUCCUUGGUUGGGCUUCCUGCUAGCCUGAGGUCCCUUUCUUGGCUUUGUCGUCUGCCUUAGCGGCUGGUUUGGCUCGGCAUCCAGUCCGUGGGUGGCUGGGUUUUUCUUUUUUGAGGGGGGGCACCUUCUGCCUGGCAAGCGCAGCCGCCGCUGCCCCGGAAUUGGAGGAUGUCUCUCUUCACCAAGGCGCUGCGAGUCUCCAAUCGCUCAAUUUUCGUCUUCAUCUUCUUCUUUUCCUUCUCCUCCUCUUGUCUCUAUUUCAUAUAUGUGGCUCCAGGAAUAGCAAACACAUAUCUAUUUAUGGUACAAGCAAGAGGUAUAAUGUUGAAAGAAAAUGUGAAAACAAUAGGACAUAUGAUCAGGCUGUAUUCUAAUAAAAAUGCUACAUUAAAUGGCACAGAUUACCUUGAAAACAACAAUUCAAGUGAUAACCUUGCACAAACUGCGAUGUAUCUUCCAGAAAACUUCACUUAUUCUCCUUACCAGCCUUGUCCAGAAAAGUUGCCCUACAUGAGAGGCUUUGUUGAUGUCAAUAUGAGUGAAAUUAGUUUUGAUGAAAUUCAGCAGAGCUUUUUGAAAGAUUUAGACAUUGAACCAGGUGGUCAUUGGAAGCCCAGCGACUGUAAACCACGGUGGAAGGUUGCAAUACUCAUUCCUUUUCGGAAUCGCCAUGAACAUCUUCCAAUAUUUUUCCGACACCUGAUACCAGUGUUACAAAAGCAGAGGCUGGAAUUUGCUUUUUAUGUUGUUGAACAGAUUGGAACACAACCUUUUAAUCGAGCAAUGCUCUUCAACAUUGGUUUUAAAGAAGCCAUGAAGGAUGGUGAUUGGGACUGUGUAAUUUUUCAUGAUGUGGAUCACUUACCUGAAAAUGAUAGGAAUUAUUAUGGAUGUGCUGAGAUGCCACGACAUUUUGCUGCAAAGCUAGACAAAUAUAUGUAUAUUCUUCCAUACAAUGAGUUCUUUGGUGGUGUAAGUGGACUAACAAUAGAACAAUUCAAAAAAAUCAAUGGAUUUCCAAAUGCUUUCUGGGGAUGGGGUGGAGAAGAUGAUGACCUUUGGAAUAGGGUUCACUAUGUAGGAUACAACGUAUCAAGACCAGAAGGAGAGCUAGGGAAGUAUAAGUCUAUUCCUCAUCACCACAGAGGAGAAGUUCAAUUCUUAGGACGGAUUCAGCAAUGUGAGAACCAAAGAAUUGCUUCUUUAUCCUUACAAAAUGAAAAAUGCUUCACUAAACAUUUACAUCAAGAAUGAAAAGAAUACAGAUAAAUUAGUUCCUCAGCAGAUGUGCUGCAACUGUUUUGGAUUCAAAAUUGCUUAUUCUUGUCUCUUCUUUAGAACUUCAGCAUAAUAUUUUAUUGUAGGCUGAGCAUUACUAGAUAUUACAAGAGACACUUUUCAUUGCAAAUAAUAUGCAAAUUUUGACUUGGCACCUUAUAGAGGUAGAUAUGAACAGUUCUUGCCCAUAAACUAAUGAUGUCAUGAAGACACAACACAAAUCAGGAUGCAAAAAAGUAUUUAAAUUUAAUUUAGAUUUCCACAUUAUGUGCUUUUCUUCCCCUCACCCCCAAUUCACUUGUGGACUUUUGCAAAGCUAAAUAUAUGAUGCGUUUAUCAUGUAGCAUCCUGAUUUAAUAUGGCCACAUUAUUUGAAUGAAAAGGCUUACCUUUAAAAUGUUGCCAGCUUGUUGCAAAAUUUUUAUAUAGGUGUAUAUUAAUAUAUAUUUUAUGCCUUGGGGCAUAAAAUUACAUUUUUAAUCUAUCAAAAAAUAAAACUCCAAAAUAUGAUGUACAUUUUUUUCUGCCUAAACACACCAUUCUGUAGCAGAUUUUAAUAUGCCAUGUGCCUUUGAAGUAGCUUACAAUGGGAUCUGGAAGCCAUUAUAUUCUUUAUUCAUGACCUCCUAUUAUAAAACCAUUGAAAAUCUGAAUUUGCUCUCCAGUUUCCAGCAGUUCACAAUUAAAAAUCCCUCUAACUGAGAAUAUGAUUUUCAAGAUUAAAAAGAGAAAUUAUAAUUAAACUAAAGUAAUAGUAAUCAUGUCCUUUGAAGUCCAUUGAGAAUACUACAAGUUUUUUCAGAUUAUCCCUAUUUUUUCUCUCAUUCCCCGUUCCACCCCUACGAUAUUUUGGACUAAAAUGAGAGGUCAUUGACAUGUGAUUUCCCCCUUGUCUCUUUGGGUCUAUUUUUUAAUAUUAUUGAACUUUAACUUGUGAUUUGUCAUGCAAACUAUGUGAAUUGUUAAAAAGCACUCACAGCACAUCAGAGGGAAGUGUACUUCACAUUUUACUUUUCCAGCUGUGAGAUGCUCAUUAAAUGC
This is a messenger RNA of Rhineura floridana, 2785 nucleotides long. RefSeq names its product beta-1,4-galactosyltransferase 6 (gene B4GALT6). Bases 635 to 1720 code for a protein of 361 amino acids. NCBI's taxonomy places the organism in Eukaryota, Metazoa, Chordata, Lepidosauria, Squamata, Rhineuridae. Gene Ontology annotation, molecular function: UDP-galactose:glucosylceramide beta-1,4-galactosyltransferase activity. The transcript has 9 exons. Gene Ontology annotation, biological process: glycosphingolipid biosynthetic process; carbohydrate metabolic process. The record is from RefSeq and is a predicted model, not a curated record.